AAAUCCUAAAUUUCAUUGUAUCUUUGUUGAAGGAAAUAGAUAUGCAUGGUAUUAUUUACAGCCAUAACUCAAGCCAUUCGUAAGAUAGGAGAUUAUUUUCUUCAUUUUCAGGUUGAUGAUACAGAACAUCUAGUGAAUAAAUAUUUCGUAUAUGGUUUUUCACAAAAAGACAUUCUAGCUUAUCUCAAGUUUCUCCAUAAUAAAUGUAUAUCUGCAAGAACUCUCAAACGGAUUCUGAGCAGAUUAAAAUUAUACAGAAGAAAGAAUUAUUCAAGAAUUGAAAAUGUGGUAAACUUUCUUCGACAAGAAAUUACGAAAUCUGGCCAGCUGCAAGGAUACAGAUGGAUGCAUCUAAGAUGCAUUCAAAAUAAUUUAGUGGUUACACAAGAUAUCGUGAGAGAACUACUUUGGCUACUAGACCCUGAAGGAGUUGAAACUCGCAAGCGGAAGAGGUUGAGGCGUCGGCAGUACUUCAACAAGGGGCCAAACUAUCUAUGGCACGUGGACUCUUAUGAAUUAUUGAAGCCGUUUGGCAUCUGCAUAAAUGGUUGCAUAGAUGGAUUUUCAAGCCACAUUAUUUGGCUUCGAGCUGGUAUAACGUCAAGUGAUCCAAAGGUUAUUGGUGGCUACUUUUUAGACGGAAUUAAAAUGAUUGGCGGAUGCCCUGAAACAUUGAGGUGUGAUAUGGGGACAGAGAACACAUGUAUUGAAAAAAUACAGAAAUCAUUACAUGAAUUGUUUGGCACAAGAUCUUCAAAGCCGUGUUUUAUUUAUGGCAAGAGCGUACAUAAUCAACGAAUCGAGGCAUGGUGGUCCAUUCUACGGAAACAUAAUGCGCAAUUCUGGAUGAAUUUAUUUCAUCAGUUGAAAGAUGACGGACAUUUUUGUGGGACAUAUCUAGACAAAUGUCUCAUCCAGUUUUGUUUCAUGGAACUCAUUCAGGACGAGAUGGAUCAAAUUGCCCAGGAAUGGAAUGUUCAUAAAAUACAGAAAUCGAGGAACUCAAAUAUGCCCAUUGGAAGACCUUCAAUAAUGUUCGAUAUGCCGUCAUAUAAAGCGAGGAGUUACCUUAUCCAUAUUCCAAAUUUUGCCUCAGAUGCUCUAACAGAUAACUGCGUAUCCAGCAAAAAUACAUGUGAUGAUGACAUCUAUGGUUUGUGCAGGAUAUUAAUAGCAGAAAAUCGAUAUUCUCUACCAAGAAAUCCCAAUGCAGCUAUUCAAUUAUAUAAAAGUUUGAGAGAUGAAAUUUUUACAUUAUUGGACUAAUUGAAGUGAUGAAAUU
Leptinotarsa decemlineata (Colorado potato beetle) is the source of this 1282-nucleotide messenger RNA. RefSeq lists its product as uncharacterized. The record is from RefSeq and is a predicted model, not a curated record. NCBI's taxonomy places the organism in Eukaryota, Metazoa, Arthropoda, Insecta, Coleoptera, Chrysomelidae.